AUGGCGUCAACAGUAGUGGCACAAACAAGCGGCGGUCCACAAGAAACGUCUGCACACUCUUUGCAUCAUCAUAGCCAGCAAAAUCAGCAGCAACAACAGCACCAGCAACAUUCUGCAUCUAGCCAACAACAACAUCACCACCUACAACAACAUCAUCAGUUGUCAUCGUCGUCAGCGCUUGCCAGUCCACACUUGCACAACUCACAUCUGCAACACUUGAGUAGUUUGAGUCACCAUUACACGGCCCACGCCUAUCAAACACCCACAACUACAGCAUUCGUCCCCCCACACCAUCAACAAUAUCAACAUUACCCGGCAACAACACAACAGCAGCAUUCGCAAUCGUUGUACCACCCCCACCAGCAUCAACAAUAUCACCAACAGGGUCAGCAGCAACACUGGGACUAUUAUGCUAGGCAACCACCACCCAGUCAACAGCAGCCUCAGUCACAACAACAACAAACAGCCAGUGAAACAACCGCCAGUCAGCAGCAACAACAGCCCUUGCAGUCCUCUACGCCCACAAGUACCACAAAUAAUAACAGCACCAGCAACAACAAUGUGUCAACAACAACUUCUCAAACGUCAAAUGGUACAACAGGUGAUAACAACAAUACAAACAACAACGGCAACAGUAGCAGCAACAGCAACAACAACACAAAUACGACCAGCAAUAAUAACAACAACACCAAUGAUUCAGUAAGCUCUCAAACAAACGGAUCAAACAACUAUACCAGACCUUGGGAAAUGGAGUCCAAAGAUUCAAAUUCCAACUCCAAUUCCAAUCCGCCAGCAUCAGCUGCGACGCAACAACCAAAGAGUGGCUUUGAGCCAUUUUCAAAAUUGCCCUCCUUCUCAAGUCAGUUUUAUGGCUUUAAUGAACUAAUGGCCGACGGUACACCAAUACCGCCGCCAAACUCAGCCUCGGCAGCAGCAGCGGCUGCAGCUGCGUCGGCGCCCACAAAUCCCUCAUUGAACUCUCUACAAACAGUGGCCAUGUCACCGGCCAGUAUAUCAGUAAGUUCACCGGGCAUGGUGAGCGUGGGCUCGCCCCUAACCCAGUUGGCUAGUCUGCAAACGAGUAUAACACCGCCCUCUAGUGGAUUUGCGCCAUUGGGGGCGCCGCCUCCGCCAGUGCCGCCCAAUGCUUUUCAUCCGCACCACAGAGCCGCAACCUAUCCUCUGGUACCGGCAGCAUUGCCACCCAGUACUAGCGGCUAUACAGAUCCAUUGUUAUAUCAACCAUUGACACCGUCUUAUGCUCCCCCCACACCCAAUUCCCUGGUACCGCCCUCACUGCAAUCCUCAUCGUCGUCCACCACCAGCACCACUUUUGGAGGUGCCAAGAAGGACAAUUCGCUGUCGGCAUUUGAUCUCAACACAAAUUCGAAUGGCUCACUGUUGAGUGUGCCCACAUCAAAUACACCAAAUACCCUGGGCACGCCCAUGGGCAUGCAUACGCCCACACCGUCAUACGAUGGGGCCAGUAGUUCUUCAAUGAUGGAUAUUUCUAAUCAUGGCGUAGGUGGCGGUGGCAGCACAGCUGCCGGGUAUCAUACGCCGCAUUCUUCCCACACCAGUACUGGAUCUCAUACUCCGCACACAACCCAACCCCAUACGCCGACGCCCUCCACCACCACGCCCAUUAAAACGGAUAAAGUUCUAAAUUCGCCAGUGGCCAGAGUGGAUGCGCGUAAAAAAGAACGACGGAAAAAUCGGGCCAACUCGCUGGAGUCCAGUGCCGAGUCCGAGGCUAGUGCCAUGGAUGUGGACCCCAGCAAUCCCGGCCAAGUUGAUGCUGUCUCGAGUACUGCGAACUUUAAGAGUCCCAUUAGCUGUAUGGGUGUCAGUGAUAGCAAUGACGGAGCCGGUGAAAAACAAAUGUCUUCUAACAUUUUCCAGUCGAAAAAGAAACGCAAACGAUGUGGCGAAUGUAUCGGGUGUCAGCGUAAGGAUAACUGCGGCGAUUGUGCGCCAUGUCGCAACGACAAAAGUCAUCAAAUCUGCAAACAACGACGCUGCGAGAAACUCACCGAGAAAAAGGAACCCAAAGCCAAACAAGUUGUUUAUGGACCCGAUGGCCAACCCGUGCGUCCAGAGUCAAAACGUGGUCGCGGCAAAGGAAAAACUCCAGCUGGUAGUACAACACCAACAACAGGGACGCCAUCCCGCGGCCGUAAACCUUCUGCCAAAGCUGCAAAACUAAAUGCUGGCGCCACUGCAACAGCAACUGCGCACUCACCACGACAGGUUGUUGCCAAUUCAACGAUAAGUCCAGUUGGUGCUGCCGCAACAGGAACGGUCGGAGCAUCGCAUCCUUCGCCAAAUACAAAUACAACAAAUCCCAAUAGCCACAGCAACAACAACGCCGGCAAUACUAAUUUGCUAGCAGCAGGCCAGCAACAACAACAAUUGGGAGCAUUUGCAACAACAUCAACUGACAAGUAG
Molecule: messenger RNA, 2448 nt
Organism: Musca vetustissima
Lineage: Eukaryota; Metazoa; Arthropoda; Insecta; Diptera; Muscidae
Product: methylcytosine dioxygenase TET-like
Exons: 6
Coding region: 1-2448 (815 amino acids)
Cellular component (GO): nucleus
Molecular function (GO): zinc ion binding; methyl-CpG binding
Source: RefSeq, a predicted model, not a curated record